UCACUGCCAGUCGCUAUGCAUGUAUCGCCAGCCACUUCUGGUAGUUUAACAACAGUUGGUGGAGAAAUGAAGAGAAAGAGGGAAGAAGAAAACAAAAACGGCAUGGAGAUAGUGUGGCAAACGCCGGCCAACCCACCUGAGAAACGCGAUUACAUCUUUCUCAACGGGAGGCGGCAUGUGAGGCCUUACUACUUCGAGUUCAUCUCUCAUGUUAAGAAUCGCUGGGCAGGAAAGACCAUCGUCGAUUUGUUCGCUGAAGAGUUCAAGGGCCGGCCUUAUGAUUACUAUGUUAAUGCUGUCAAAUGUGGACGGAUACAAGUUGAUGGAGAGAUGGUGCCCGUUUCAUACAUGGUUAAACCGUCGCAAAAGAUAAGCCACUUCUUACACAGGCAUGAACCACCAGUGAUGGCUGGGGAAGUUUCUAUCCUUCAAAAAGAUCCAGAUGUUGUAACCAUUUGCAAGCCAGCAUCUGUUCCUGUGCAUCCUUGUGGUCAAUAUCGUAAGAACACUGUUGUUGGCAUUCUUCAGGCUGAACAUGAUUUAUUCCCUCUAUUUCCGGUUCAUCGAUUAGAUCGGCUUGUCUCAGGCCUCCUUAUAUUGGCUAGAAAUGCUUUGAAGGCUGACCUUUUCAGGCAAGAGAUUGAAGCUGGGAUGGUGCAGAAACAGUAUGUUGCGAAGGUCAUUGGGAUAUUUCCAGAGGAUGAGCAAGUUGUUGAUGUUAACAUAAAUUAUAAUGCUCGAGAAGGAAGGAGCACAGUAGAGGUUGGUGAUUCUUGCGGUGAAUCUCCCACCAGAGGGAAGCCUGCAUGUACCAAGUUUACUAGGAUCAGCACCAAUGGAACUCACAGCAUUGUUUUGUGUAAACCUAUCACUGGCCGAACUCAUCAAAUACGUGCGCAUUUGCAGUAUACAGGCCAUCCCAUAGCCAACGACUUUCUUUACCUCUCCAAAAAUGCCACCAAUCGAUCUGCUGAAGGAAUGAGUGCUGAUAGAGCUGCACGUAGUUCAAGCUUUUGUCUAACAUCCCCGGAUUGUUGUUCUGAUAAAUGUGAAGAGAAUACCAGAGAAGAUUUCAGCAUUGAUCCAGUGUGUACUAACUGUCCAAAUUUGGCUCCAAAAGGGUAUGAUGGGUAUGAAGAGGGUUUAUGGCUCCACUGUGUCAAAUACUCCGGAAAUGGAUGGGCUUAUGAAUGCCCAUAUCCGGAUUGGGCAUUUCUUAGCCAAUGAUCUAUCCUUUUUUUUUCUUUAAAAAAAAAAAAGCCUGAUUAAUUAAUGAUCCUUGAGAAAAAUGUAUUGAUUAUUGAUUCUCGUUAUCGAAUGAAAAUAUUGCUUCUGAGAA
This is a messenger RNA of Hevea brasiliensis (rubber tree), 1339 nucleotides long. Its product is annotated as RNA pseudouridine synthase 7. The record is from RefSeq and is a predicted model, not a curated record. Lineage: Eukaryota; Viridiplantae; Streptophyta; Magnoliopsida; Malpighiales; Euphorbiaceae. Gene Ontology annotation, biological process: pseudouridine synthesis. Gene Ontology annotation, molecular function: RNA binding; pseudouridine synthase activity. The coding region runs from base 16 to 1227 and encodes 403 amino acids. The transcript has 12 exons.